Messenger RNA from Esox lucius (northern pike), 2843 nucleotides. It is a transcript of the gene slc22a15, whose product is annotated as solute carrier family 22 member 15. NCBI's taxonomy places the organism in Eukaryota, Metazoa, Chordata, Actinopteri, Esociformes, Esocidae. Bases 32 to 1501 code for a protein of 489 amino acids. Gene Ontology annotation, biological process: transmembrane transport. Gene Ontology annotation, cellular component: membrane. The transcript is spliced from 12 exons. Gene Ontology annotation, molecular function: transmembrane transporter activity. The record is from RefSeq and is a predicted model, not a curated record.
CGUUAAAGUGGUGCAAUGUGCUUGUCCUGGAAUGGAUUUAGAACAGGCAUUUCAACUAGUAGGAGAAUUUGGAUUAUAUCAGAAGCAGAUGGUGUUGAUUCUUGUGUUACUCCAGGUGUAUAUGGCAUUCCAGUCGAUGCUUAUUGUUAUCAUUGGAGCUGUUCCAGAAUACCACAUUGAUCAAGUGGACAAUACCAGCAAUGAGGACUCCAUUGUGACAGAGUGGUUUCUUACAAAGCAACAUGCUUACAAGGUCAGCUUGGCAGGCUCUUUGUUUUUUGCUGGGGUCUUGGUUGGAAAUAUUUUGUUUGGACCUCUCUCGGACAAGAUUGGAAGGAAACCCGUCUUCCUAACAUCUCUGUUCUUUGAGGUGUUUUUUGGCUAUGUCACCGCCUUUGCUCCCAGCUAUGAGGUGUUUGCGUUGUCGCGUCUGUUGGUGGGUGUGACGAAUGGGGGCAUGGCCCUCGUAUGUUUCGUUCUCACCCAGGAGUAUGUGGGCAAAUCCUACUGGGCGAUGACAGGGACAUUAUCUAAUAUGACCUUUGCUCUGGGGAUCGCUCUGUUUGGAGCCCUUGGCUACUAUGUCCGACCUUGGCGUAACCUGGCCACUGCAGCAAACUGCCCUGGCGUCCUGUUUUUACUACUUUGUGUUACUCUCCCGGAGUCGCCUCGCUGGCUGUAUUCUCGUGGUUACACUGAGCAGGCGGAGAAGGUCCUGCAGUACAUGGCCGUGCGGAAUGGAAAUGUGAACGCCUCAGCCAAAGUAAAGCUCUACAAGUGUCCUGGCUCUGCUAAGACUGCUAACCAGGGCAACAGUGGCCCUGGCCUCCUCGGCCUGGUCACCCACCCAGUGCUCCGUUGGAGGACAGUGGUGCUCAUGUAUAUCUGGUAUUCUUGCAGCCUGGUGUACUAUGGACUGACCAUGAAUGCCAGUGAGGACAGUGGGAACCGCUAUUUAAGCGUGUCAAUGUAUGGACUAGUGGAACUCCCGGCCUAUCCUCUUUGUUUCUAUUUUAUCAACAAGCAGUGGGCCGGGCGAAGGAAAACCAUGGCCGGUUUUCUAGGUUUAGCUGGCUUGUCAUGUCUGUGCACCAUGCUUGUCCCAGUAAAGGCUGGGGCAUUUUUCAGUGCUACAUCUUUAGCUUUGUUAGGGAAGCUGUUGGUCAGUGCUGCUUUCAACAUAGUGUACGUCUACACUACUGAACUGUACCCCACUGUCAUAAGGAGCGCUGGUCUUGGGGUCUGCUCAAUGUCUUGCAGAGUUGGAGGGAUUCUGGCUCCUUUUGUGCCAUCUAUGAAAGCCUUGCACACCUCCAUGCCCUUUAUGGUGUUCUGUCUCAGUGGGAUCUCUUCAGGUUGCCUGGGUCUUCUUCUCCCUGAAACACUCAACAAACCUGUAGCUGAAACACUGGAUGAGCUCAGCAGCCCUGCUUACCACCGCAUUGUAGAGAAAGAGACACACUUGUUUGAAGAAGUCCAACUGAAAAGAAACUCAAACUGAAUCAGUGACUCAUCCUGAGAGAACAGUCAAAAGCAAUCAGGCAGGAGUCUCUUGUAGCCUGCCCACAUACCAGUGCUUUCUCACAAGGGACCAGUGGCCCCUGUAUCCACAGAGAAGCAAGUAAAGGGGGCUAGCAACAUGCCGUGAGGAAUGGUGGGCCAUUUUACAGGGAAACGCACACGUUAACUGUGUUUGUGAUUUUGUAUCUGUAUGUGUUGUGACUCGUUUGGGUCAUUAAACAGGCCGUCUUUUUCCAGAGCUGUUUACAUUUGUCAUAUGAUGGCUAGGUUGGACAAUAACAUUACUACAUCAUAAAUAUGUUUUGUAUUGUGCAGUGUAAUGUAAAGUGCCUUAUUAAACCACUGUUUAGCAAUAGUGAGUCUGUCAUGUUGAAUGUACUGUCUUUGUCCCCAUGUAUGUGAUAUCAAGUUGAGGAUGACUGCAAUUACUGCCAAAGUUUCAGUUUUCUUUGUUACAACUACUAAUCUGAAGCUUGUAGUUUAAAUGGUUUUCUUCCAUAUAUGUUGUACAUGUGCUCUGCUGGUCAGACCAAAUUUCAGUUGCAAUGAAAAUACAAAUUAUAAAAAGAUUAUAUAAUAUAAAUGUCUAUUUUGGAAAUGGUGUCAAUUAUUAUUUAUUUUUUAACAGAUAUUUUGUAUGGAAUGCUUGUAUUAUACAUACUUGCUGAAGUUUAUGCUACUUGUGUAGUUCAUGUCAUUGUAAAUUUUUUAACUAUGGUUUUGUAAUUACACUUUUGAAAGUCAUUUGAGAAUUGCCCUGUUAGCUACAUGACCAUUUUGCUACAUUGUGCCACCGGUAAAAAGUUCUGACAAGCCAUAACUUCUGCUGUUUCAGUUAUUUUAGUUUUUUUUUUUUUUUACCAACAAGUGUGUAAUUACAAAACAAAUCUGUGGAUACUUAAGUCAUUACUGAUGUGGAAUUCUAUGCUUUUUAUUGUGUAGUGACAUAUAACACAUGUAUUAACAGUUAUUGAAGUACUGUUACCAUUUAUUAAUGUGAUACAUUUACUUCUUAGUCGUUUAGCAGAAGCUCUUAACUAGAAGGACUCGCAGGACCAGUUAAGGUUGUGACUUGCUCAAGCACACAUCAACACAUUUUAUUAUUUCUUUUCUGUAAUUCUAACAGACAUGGUAGUGUUUUAUAAUGAAACACAAUAAGCAAAGUAAGUUAACACUAGAGGGCACUCUAAUAACAGUAAAAUCCUGAACUCUGUUGCGUUUGGUCUUUUCUCAAUGAGGUGUCACCACUGAGGGUCUAGAAAAGGUUUGUUCUGAGGUAGAGUAAACUGCAGGCUAUAUAAAUAAAAAUGUCCUAUGCUGUA